Vitis riparia (riverbank grape) is the source of this 1156-nucleotide messenger RNA. RefSeq lists its product as uncharacterized. Lineage: Eukaryota; Viridiplantae; Streptophyta; Magnoliopsida; Vitales; Vitaceae. The record is from RefSeq and is a predicted model, not a curated record. Bases 58 to 996 code for a protein of 312 amino acids. The transcript is spliced from 3 exons.
AGGUUUGCCGCCAUCGAGUUUGAAAUUCUACCGCCAUCCAACAAAAUAAACGAGAGGAUGGCUCAAAGGCUGUUCUCACGCCUUUCGCUCCUCCAAUCCCUCUGUAGAAUCCCUAAACCCCGUUUGGAACCAAGAUUAGAGGCUCUUUCUGACUCAAUUACUUCAAGGAAUGGAGUCAAUCUCUGGGUUUCCCACAAUUUACAAGUGUCACGGUCAUAUGCCCGUGGAGACCGUAAAUAUUAUGAUCUCUUUGGCAAUGUAAAACCUGGGGAUGCAGAAUUCAGGAAAGCCUGGGAGAAAGGAAUGGAUGAAGAGUCUUGUAUAUGGACAGGAAGUGAAGAUGAAAGUGAUGAUGAAAAAGGCCAAGGUCCUCUUGAAGAAGAGAUCAAAAGAGUAAAGCAGGAAGCAAAUGAGCAUUCAGACCUCAUUGAUGCUGAUGACAGUGAUGAAUUAAGAAGUGUAUGGUCUGGAAGUGAUGAGGAGAAGACACUUUGGACUGGUAGUGAAGGUGAUGAUGACGAUGAUAUUCCUACAGAAGCCUACCCAAAUGAGAAGAGUGAUGCAUAUCUAGAUAAAUUAUUCGAGUUUGAGGAACCACCUAAGCAUCGAACCAUUUCAGAACUAUUGAAAGCUGAAAAUGAACCAGAGGAGAUGUCCCCAGGAAAGCAAGCUAGGAAAAUUGCAGUUGAGAAUGCUCUGAAAAAAUUGAAGAAAGGACCAGAUGGACGGUACACCAAUGUGUGGGAGGUCAUGAGUGAUCUUGACAUCCUAAUAGGAGCAUUUGAAAAUAUUGCGUCAGGGCCAGAAUAUGCGGAGCUGAGACAGGGUGGGCCUAAGAAAUUAAAUAUUCAAUUCUUCAAGGAUAUACAAGCGCGUAUGAGAGAUCCAAAUUACAAGUUUUCACCUGAGUUAAAGUUGAAACCUAAGAGCAAAUUGGUUUCAAGAAAGAAAUGGCAAAAAGCCCAGUCUAGACGGAGGAAAGCGCAGAAGCGCUAGUUGUUACUUUUCAACUCUUGACUUUGCAAAAACAUACCUGUAUAUUUUCUGACUAGUGGGAUUUUAUAUAUUUCUUGCUAUAUUGUAUAACAUGAUAGAUAAUAUUGGCUUAUAUUGUUAUAGAGACGAUCCUUGACGUAGACAGAUUUUUGGCUUACAA